Mustela lutreola (European mink) is the source of this 461-nucleotide messenger RNA. Its product is annotated as large ribosomal subunit protein eL42. The record is from RefSeq and is a predicted model, not a curated record. Gene Ontology annotation, biological process: translation. The coding region runs from base 56 to 376 and encodes 106 amino acids. Gene Ontology annotation, molecular function: structural constituent of ribosome. Gene Ontology annotation, cellular component: cytosolic large ribosomal subunit; ribosome. NCBI's taxonomy places the organism in Eukaryota, Metazoa, Chordata, Mammalia, Carnivora, Mustelidae. The transcript has a single exon.
GAGUGGAGCGAGGCGAGGAUCGUAGUUGCCAUUUCCCGACUGCGCUGCUGCAGAAAUGGUCAACGUUCCUAAAACCCGAAGGACUUUCUGUAAGAAGUGUGGAAAGCAUCAGCCUCACAAAGUGACCCAGUAUAAGAAGGGCAAGGAUUCCCUUUAUGCCCAAGGAAAGAGGCGCUAUGAUCGGAAGCAGAGUGGCUAUGGUGGGCAGACAAAGCCAAUUUUCCGGAAGAAGGCUAAAACCACAAAGAAGAUUGUGCUGAGGCUUGAAUGUGUUGAACCUAACUGCAGGUCCAAGAGGAUGCUGGCCAUUAAGAGAUGCAAGCAUUUUGAACUGGGAGGAGAUAAGAAGAGAAAGGGCCAAGUGAUCCAGUUCUAAGCUUUGAGUUUCUUCUUUUAUUUUUGAGAAGAAAAUGUUGACCCUGUAGAAAAAUUACCCGUAUGAAAAUAAAGUCAUAUUUUUA